Messenger RNA from Phalacrocorax carbo (great cormorant), 1839 nucleotides. Lineage: Eukaryota; Metazoa; Chordata; Aves; Suliformes; Phalacrocoracidae. The record is from RefSeq and is a predicted model, not a curated record.
AUGGCCCCGCCCCGGAGGUGUGGCCUGUGUGUUGCUCGGCUCGCCCGGCGCCCCGCAGUCCUGCCCCGCGGUACGGCACGUCGUGGCGGGCGCCUUGGUCCCCCUCUGGGGAGAAAUGUUAAAGUGACUUUGAAAUGCGGGGUUUUCCCGGGGGUGCUGCAGGACGUGAACCCUGACCGGAGCCUUCUCCUGCGGACAGUGAAGAACUUGGAAACUGGCAGAAGCGCUCCAGGAAUGAAGGUGUUUUUUGGCCAUGAAAUAGUCAAUGUGGAAUUGCUGGAUGAACCAGAUUCAGGGAAGGGAACAGCAGUAUUUUCUGAGUAUGUUGAAUUUUCAGUGGAUGUAACUGUUUUACAUAUUGGUGAGCUCAGAGCCUCAAAUAUCUUAAAAUACUCCCUCUCAGAGAAGGAAGAAGAGAAUGUGGAAUACACAGUUGUUGAUUGUUUCCAGCAGAAAUUUGGCCCAGCAGUGCUGCACCUAAAACAGCAGUGUGUUGUCAGUAUAGCAGGAGAAGGUGUUAGUUUGUGUCACGAUGGAAAACUCUCAUGGCUUGAGAUAGCAACAAAGAGCCAUGUUUUUCUAUUUGAUAUCUUCCUUCUGGGACCUCGGGCUUUCAAAAAUUAUUUACAAAUGGUGCUGGAAGAUAAAAAUAUCUUGAAGGUCAUGCAUGACUGCCGCUGGAUCUCAAGCUGCCUCUUUCACCAGUACAGUGUCGUUCUCUUCAAUGUUUUUGAUACACAGGUUGCUGAUGCUUUGCAGUUCUCAAAGGCAACAGGUGGCUUUCUUCCACACCGUGUCUGCACGUUACAGGAGUGUUUGAUGCAGCACUUGAAGAUACCUUCCAAAUGGGAUGCCAUCAUGAAGUGCAGGCAGCAGAUGGCUUCAGAGAAUCCUGACAUGUGGGUCUUAAGACCCUUUCCAGCUUCUUUCCUUAAAGCACUUGCUCUGAAGGCUAUGUGCCUUCUGCUGCUCCACUCAUCUCUAAUGGAUGAUUUGAUGUCUGACCUAACAGCUGUGGUGCACGAUUAUUUAAAUGCUUCUCAGACUGGGUCUGGAGAUCAUCUUGGGAACAUGAAGCCCACUUGCACGGAGCUGCCAGAGGAGCUGCAUCAACUGGCACACAUCCAGAAGCUGCAAAGGGAGAAAGCAAUAAAAGACUACAGAAUGGAUAAUGAUGGUCUUUUGACCAGACCAGCCGUGGAAUUAAGAGAGAGAAACGAUCCACAGAAGGAUGGGAACUACAGAGAUGACAGGGAUUGCUUUCCUACAAAUAAAGUGGUGUCUCAAAUUACAUCCUUCUGCAGUCGGGAUGUACUUUGUCAAGAAAAGCUUGAAAAUCAAAAUCAAGUGGUAAAUCUGUGGAAGAACCUUAAACUGAGCUCAGGCUGGCCAUAUAACUCUAAUUUCUGAUACUGGUGACUUGAUGAGCUUAGACUGGCUAUUUGAAGACAUCCAAAUGAAAAAAGGGGCUAUUCCCCACGCAGAAGUGUCAAACAGAAGCUCCUUUAUUUACAAUGACAGGUAAAACCAUUGUUGAACGGAAAUAAUGAUGGUCUCUCUUUCAAAGGAAAUUCCUUCUGUGUCUGACUGUUCUUCUUGAGGUCUGUUUUUGAGAUCCAUUUUUUUUCAAGAGGUAUUUUUCAUUUUAAAACCGUGCCUUUUGUUUCUCUUGUGUUGUUACCAGACCAAUGUCUUAUAUUGUAUUGGCUCUUUUGCUACCUGUUGCAGGUAUGUAAAUCCCUCAUCCAAUCCAGAUAUGUAAGCAGGGGAGCUUAUAAAAUGCCUGUUCGUUGAGAUUAGAAAGGGUUUGCUUGGAAAAAUAAAAAACCUUCCAGCCAA